This is a messenger RNA of Acanthoscelides obtectus, 548 nucleotides long. The record is from the annotation of a GenBank genome assembly. NCBI's taxonomy places the organism in Eukaryota, Metazoa, Arthropoda, Insecta, Coleoptera, Chrysomelidae.
UCAAUUAUUUUCAAUAUUUUCUAACUAAUUUGCAUGAACUUAAUUGAAUUGCUCAUUUGAUGUGUAGAUGGCAACAGGCUGUGUAUGAGUUUGGGUGAUGGCUAGUAGGUAAUGAUGUAUGAUAUGAAAUGUUUCUUGGUGGAACAACUUGAGAAACGUAUUAACUGUAUUAACUCAAGCACACUCAGUGGAAAGUAUCUCAGAUCAAGUGACAGCCAAGUGAUCUACAAGAACACACACCAUCAACUUUCCAAACAAGGCUUGGGUGGUUGUAAUGAAGCAGCUAUUCCAAUAUGGUGUCCGCGAAGUUAGUGCUCAAGGCGGCAAAGAUUUCGUCACCGUAACAUAUCACCUUAGGCUCACAUCGAAACAGAGUUUUUGAAUUUGUCGGUGCGACACUUCGCACCAAACUAGACAAAGAUGAAGACCUUAAUUAUUAUAAAGUAUUGUCUGUAGGUGUAAGUUUGAUUUACUGCCUGAAGAGAUGAAAUCAGCAGCCGAUAUUUGAAUGGUUGUUCAAUGUUUUCGACCAUCUAUCUACCAAAAAC